AUGUCAUUAAAGGUUUUAACAUUGUCUCUACUGAUUAUUUCAGUCACUUAUGCUGCAUCUGGUAAUGCAAUUAGCUGUGGUACUGGAACUGCUGACUGCACUACUGCUUGCCCUGCAAGCUAUCCUUUACCUUAAGGUUGUGCUUGGAGUGGUACAUAACCUUCUUGUGUUGUAUCUAAUUGUGAUUGUUCUACUACAAAUCUUACUGAUUCAUACUGUUAAUCUUGUAAAGGAACACUCUACUAUGCUAAUACUGCUAUGAAUACCUGCGUUUAAUCCUCAGCUUCUUGUAAUAAUAGAAAUGUAAACAGUGUCAAGUGGACCACUUAAGAUUGCUAAACUUGUAGUGGAAAUACUAAGCAAAAAGCCAAAUCAGAUGGUUCAGCUUGUAUUAAUUCAUCAAAAAUACUAAUCUCUUCCUUAUUUGGUUUACUUUUGGUCUUAUUUGCUUGA
Messenger RNA from Tetrahymena thermophila SB210, 453 nucleotides. Its product is annotated as cell surface immobilization antigen. The transcript has a single exon. The record is from RefSeq and is a predicted model, not a curated record. Lineage: Eukaryota; Ciliophora; Oligohymenophorea; Hymenostomatida; Tetrahymenidae.